CAGGGAGUAGGGCUCCUUGUGAGGCACCGGGGCUCGCUGAGGGAGCGCCCUUAACCGUCGUCGGUUUGCGUUUUCCUGAGGCAAGCGGUCCGUUUCCGAAGGGAAAUUUCUUAUUUAGGAAAAAAGCAAAAGCGAAACGUUCGUAGCCGUUUCACCUGCCCGGCCUUAGGGAGCCGGCUGAAAAGCAACGUUAAAAUGGCCCUUGGCGGGCUGGGGCCCUUGUGGUGAUGGGUGCUGAGGGGCCGCUGCCGGGCUGUGGUUGAAAGUGUGGCAAUUGAACGUCCCAGUGCUGCUGGGCGAGGGCUGUGCUACGCUGGGAGCUGAAGCUGUCUUCAGAGAAGGAGAUGGGGGAAAUAGAGCUCAGGGAGAUGGCAGUAAGGCUGCAUCUUAGCCUCCAGUGUUUGGGAGAAUUUUGAUAGCAGGCAAAACAGAAGACAUCAGUGCUGGUAACUUGCUCUGCAAACAAGUGAGCAAGCUGGUGUCAAGGGAAUCACUUGUUUGUCAGAUGUGUUAAUCAAAUGCUGGAUGUGAAAAAACAGAGUUAAAGGACAAUCCGCUACCAAAAACCUUCCUUUUUUCCUCUUUCCUUGAGGGAGUGGUGUCCGUAGAUGUGAGCUAUGCUUUUCCUUGGGAAUCAUGAACACCCAGCAGCAGAACAAAAUUAUUUACUCCUGGUAUGGAAAGCCCACAAACUCAGACAGAAAACUGAGGACUUUGCAGUACAAGGGGAUCAUUAUAAAAUCAGAAAGAAGCAGAACAGAAAAAUGUAUACAGCUUGGCGAGUUUGUUUUAAUAGAAGGGGAGAAUGCAGAUCAGCCUUUUGUGGCACAACUCCUGGAUUUCUAUGAAGAUGGUGCUCAGCAGAAACACGCAGUCGUGCAGUGGUUUUCUCAUAUUACAGAGAUACCUCAGAAUAAACGGAAACUGCUUAAAAGAGAGGUUUCUCCCCAAGAAGUAUUUUUUGAUCAGGUUUCUGGCUACGACAAUGACAUAGCUGUGGAGACGAUUAUUGAAAGUGUUCUGGUCAUACCACUACAUCCAAAGGAGGAACUACCCAUUACAUUAAACAAGGAAAAAAUUUUCUACGUGAAACAGUCUUGGGAUGGGAAAUGCUUUAAGGCUUUGUCCACUGACACGUUCUCUAAGCUGAAAGAAGCUAACAAGAAAGGAGAUGGCAUCCCAAACUCUUUGAACUCUUUUAUUCCUUUCGACAUCAUUUCCUCCAUGAAAAAAGAGACCAAGAGGGUUGCUCGGAGUGUCAUGAAAACAAAAAAUGUUGAGGUAGAAAUAGAAUCAAAACAUUCUGCUUCCAAGUCCUCCCUGUCUAAGGAGAGACAUUCACAAAGAGUGGCUAAUGGCACCAAAACUCCAACAGCAAGGAAGAAGCUACAGUUAAACAGUCCCACAAAAUUUCCUAAAAGCAAGCUCCUAGACUGUGAUGUUCUGGAGCUUUUGGAUGAUGACUGUGAUACUAUAGUAAUGUUAGAACCAUCAGCUGCUAAACGAAAAGUGAAAUUCACUGGAAUUCUAGGCUCGCCGCCAAAAAUACCUUGUGCUGAUGAUGACUCAAAUUCAGUGGGUGAUGCUGCAGAGCACCAGCAGAGAUUUAGUGAUACAAUACGAUUAUCCCCCUAUAGUAACGUCCAAAAAUCUAACGAAAAAGCCAAGAAUCUUAAUAUUAAAGAUGACACUAUGUGCUUAACUGGCCUUCAGGAGCUGGGUAGUCUGAGCCCUAUAGUCACCCCUCGUUCUCGUAGAGCAUGUGCACAGAAGACAAGUGCUCGCAUUGCACAGCAAAUCAGCUUAUUAAAUAUGAUAGAAUCAAACCAGGAAGAGGAUUUUCUGUCUAGCUCAGAUGGAUUGUACUCUUCAAGUAGCGAGGAAGAAGAUAACGAUGUGCUUUGUACACCGGAAAAGAAAACUAAAGCAAGCAGAAUAUUCAGCACCCCAAAAUCUUCAAGGAAGCCUUCAGUUCACACUUAUGCCAAGAUCCUGAAGAAAACUCCUUUACCAGGAACACCGAAGACACCCCGGAAUGCAACUCCUGAAAUUCCCAGACGCAGCCAUGCAGCACAGAAACCAGCCAGUGUGCUAGAAGAAGCCAGAUUAAGGCUGCAUGUUUCUGCUAUCCCCAAAUCUCUGCCCUGUCGUGAAGAAGAAUUCCAGGAUAUCUAUAACUUUGUGGAAAGCAAACUUAUUGAUGGUACAGGAGGGUGCAUGUAUAUUUCUGGAGUGCCUGGAACAGGUAAAACUGCAACUGUUCACGAAGUGAUUCGCUGUCUUCAGCAAGCUGCAGAAAAUGAUGAUGUCCCAGCAUUCGAGUUCAUAGAGAUCAAUGGCAUGAAGCUGACUGACCCUCACCAAGCUUAUGUGCAGAUACUAGAGCUACUGACAGGUCAGAAGGUGACAGCAACCCAUGCUGCAACGCUGUUGGCAAAACUGUUCUGUACGCCUGGACCAAAGAGGAAGACCACAGUGCUCAUAGUAGAUGAGCUUGAUCUUCUGUGGACCCGAAAACAGAAUGUGAUGUACAAUUUAUUUGACUGGCCAACUCAAAAGCACUCCAAGUUAAUCAUCUUGGCCAUUGCUAACACCAUGGACUUGCCAGAGAGAAUAAUGAUGAACAGAGUAGCUAGCAGGCUGGGCCUCACCAGAAUGUCCUUUCAGCCUUACACCUAUAAACAGUUACAGCAAAUUAUUUCAUCUAGACUGAACAGUGUGAAGGCAUUUGAAGAGGAUGCAGUUCAGCUAGUUUCCAGAAAGGUAGCAGCAUUGUCUGGCGAUGCAAGGCGUUGCCUUGAUAUCUGCAGAAGGGCCACUGAGAUCUGCGAGUUUGCUAGCCAAAAGAGUACACCCGAAAUAGUCAGGAUGGCCCACGUAACAGAAGCCAUAGAUGAAAUGUUUUCAUCACCAUAUAUAAAUGCAAUCAGGAAUGCCUCAUUGCAUGAACAGAUCUUUCUGAAAGCAAUUUUAGCAGAGUUUCGCAGGGCAGGAGUUGAGGAGGCAACAGUUCAACAGGUCUAUCAUCAACACAUAUCAUUGUGUAGAAUGGAAGGCAUGCAGAGCCCCACGGUGUCGGAAAUCAUGGCGAUUUGUUCAAGACUUGGUGCCUGCAGGCUCUUGCUGGUGGAGUCCAGUAAUAAGUAUCUCCACAUGCGUGUGCGACUAAAUAUCAGCCAGGAUGAUGUCAUGUAUGCACUCAAGGAUGAAUAAGGCAAUAGAGAUUUUAUUUUUAUAUUUGUAUAAAUGUUUUAAAUAUCAUCUAUUUUAAUUUUAAGUGUUGAUAACAUGGAAAUAGUGGAAUGUAUUUUUCUAAAUAUUUUUGAUGUAUCCAAGCACCUUUUGUACAAUAAAGAAUGUGCUUUGAAGCGUUUUAAAUAUUUGAAAACAAACUAUCUGUUUUGAGGAAAUUCUUAUGUGCUGGUAAGUGGUCCCCUUUCAGCUGAGGUUUACAAAUUGAAAUUGAUUACUUGCAUCACUACGAACAAGCUUAAUCACUAAGGAGCUUUUUCUGUUGUUGAGACCAGCAGUGUCAUUUGUGGCAUUAUGAUGUAUUUAUUUCCCUCAUCGAAUGCUGUAGAGUAUAAAACACAUGAUUAAAAUGUGCCUAAAAUUUUAUUACACUUGUAAUGAAAAUGAACUUUCCAUUUGCGAUCAAGAUUGGAUAUUUAAAUUGGCUAUCUAAAGGAAACUGCUUGGUACUAGAAAAGUAAAAAUAAGAAAAACUGGUCAUUCUAGCAAUUGUUUGUUUUUUCUUUAUUUAGAUGGCAAUCUUGCCUUGGUACUGAGGAUUGCUUUAAGGAAGUAACCUCAGGUAAUCCAUGUCUGUCUAAAAGCUACCUCCAUAAUGGAGCUGUUUACCAAACUGGGUAUCUGUUGGAGAUAGGUAGGUUGAAAACUCCUGUGGAACGGGCUCCAAAUGUUGUUCUUGUUUGAUCUCAGUGAAGGAAAAGUAGAAUGAGGCUGCAGCUAGUAGAAAGCUUCUUGGAGAGCUCCCUGUUGUAAGGUUACAUGUAAUGAAGCUGGGUAUAAUGCUUCAGACGGCUGGGCACCUGAGAUAUAGCAUCCAUUUAUUUAGGGGACUGGAAACCUUGCCGCAGCAGCUUCAGGAACCAUUGACCAUGGAUGUGCCUGGCAGGAGAAGCAAAGCCAAGGGGCUCCUUUAUGGCAACGCGUAUCCUAACUGCUGCAGCUCCUUAUUAACGCG
Messenger RNA from Cygnus olor (mute swan), 4207 nucleotides. It is a transcript of the gene ORC1, whose product is annotated as origin recognition complex subunit 1. Gene Ontology annotation, cellular component: nuclear origin of replication recognition complex. The record is from RefSeq and is a predicted model, not a curated record. Bases 637 to 3213 code for a protein of 858 amino acids. Gene Ontology annotation, molecular function: DNA replication origin binding; chromatin binding; ATP binding. The transcript is spliced from 17 exons. Gene Ontology annotation, biological process: mitotic DNA replication checkpoint signaling; DNA replication initiation. NCBI's taxonomy places the organism in Eukaryota, Metazoa, Chordata, Aves, Anseriformes, Anatidae.